This is a messenger RNA of Oxyura jamaicensis (ruddy duck), 5930 nucleotides long. RefSeq names its product SH3 domain containing 19 (gene SH3D19). Gene Ontology annotation, molecular function: protein binding. The record is from RefSeq and is a predicted model, not a curated record. Lineage: Eukaryota; Metazoa; Chordata; Aves; Anseriformes; Anatidae. The transcript has 20 exons. Bases 274 to 3348 code for a protein of 1024 amino acids.
GCGGCGGUGCCAGGCGGCCGCGGGGCUUCCUGCUGACGGCGGCGAGCCGCGGAUGGGCAGGAAGGGCAGCCGGCGCCUCCGCUGCCCUCCUCCUCUUCUUCCUCCUCCUUUUCCUCCUCCUCCUCCUCCUCGGCCGCUGGCUCCCCCCAGCAGCGCGGGGCAGGCCCGGCCGGGGCCGGGGCGGCGCUGAGGGGAAGGCGCCGGCCUCACCCGCCGCCCCUGGCCAUGGCAGCCCCCGCUUGCUGAGCGCCGCCGCCCGCGGGCCCCUCGCCGAUGGCCGAAGCCUGGAGGCUGGAGGAGGACGAGGAGGAGCUGCGGGAGCUGGGCAGGAGGCACCGCAGGGGUGCCCUGGGCUCGGCGGCAGAUCGCUCUGAAAGAAAUAAGCCAGACUGCCGCUCUUCAGGCCAAGGACCCUUGUCAUCCAUAAGAGCAGCAAUCAAGAGAUCUUCUCGGACUUCUAGCCAUAGUGAACAGCAGAGGGAUAGAAGGCGUCCUGAAAUUACAAUAGUUGCUGCUGAACCCCUCCGGCCAUCCUCCUGGUUUCCAGGUGCAAGCCCUGUCGCUCCUCAGGGAUUAGGAUUCCCUUCCUCGUCUCAUGCUCAGUGGAGGACAAAUGAGCUUAUUCCAGCUGAGCUUCCACCAUCUUAUGAGCAGGUGAUAAAAGAAAUUAAUCAAGUGCAAGUCAAUACAACAAAUAACAACAAUGCUGCUGCUUCUAGACAUACCACUACUUCUGCAACACAAACUGACUUUCCAGAGGAACUAAUCAGGCGUUUGCCAGCAAGUAAUGUAAAAAACAGUGUGCCUGCACACUGGGAAUCUGCAAGCUAUCCUGGGCAAAGUCCUCUGAAACCUCCUAGGCCUUCUGCAUCUCUCCUGAAUAGGUCUUCAGAAAAUGAGACUUCCUUAAUAGGUUUUGAAGUUUCUGAAGGUCAGAAGCGCCAAGAAAAUCCCAAUGCUGUGAUAUGUCCUGUGCCAAAGCCAAGAUCAAGAAGCAAUCUCAGACCUGUGGUCAAAAAUACUGAAAGUCAUAUAAGAGACAAUGGGGAAGAAGUGAACCAGUCUAACACAAAGAGACAGCAACCUUCAGUUGAGCAGUCCUCUGUGUUAGAUGAUAGCUUACUAGACAAUCAUUUGACAGGGGACAGCAUGAGUACAGAAAAGAGCCAAAAUAGUAUUGUUUCAAGGAUCAAAGUUUUUGAAACCCAAGGAACUAAUGAUACCUCAGGAUUAGCAAAGAAACCGGAAAUUGCACCUCGUUCAUUCGCCCCAAGACCUGUACCUGCAAAGAAGCCGGUAGUUGCUCCAAAGCCAGGGCUAAGCAGAGUUUCAGGAGAUUGGGAUGCAUGGACAGAAGGCAAAUCAACACCUUCCAAGGAAUUGCAGCUUCAACCUGAAGCAGUUGGGAACAGUGUUGCAACCAAACCUGAACUGCCAAAGAAACCAAAACCUGGCCUUGUAAAAAGUAGUAGUAGUGAUUUUCUUGACACAAAGAGUGGAUCGGUUGCAGAGCACAGCGAUGGACAAAGGAAAUUUCCUGUUCCUGCUCCAAGGCCUCUCGUUCCUAAAAAGUCACCUUGUGCAGAAAAUCCUGCCUUUUCUUUGGCCACACUAAAACCAAUUGCUGCUCCCCCUCGAGCUCCUGUAUCUGCCCAAGAAAAAGUUUCCAAGUCUCUGGGGGAAUUGUCACCUGCAGCCAACUCCUCAGCACCCACUUUGCAAAGUAAACUAGAUGUGGAAGGAGAUCUGAUCAGUUUUGAUGAUGACGUUUUGCCCUUGAGUCCACCUUGUGUCGUUAAAGAUAGCAUCAGUUGUGAAGCAGCAGCAGAUCCAUUCCAGUUCCUCUCCAGAAGUGAACCGACGAAGGAACAGGCAGCUCAACCAGCUUUAGCACGGAAACCCACUGUUAUCCGAAUUCCAGCUAAACCCGGGAAAUCUCUAAAUGAAAUCCCUCAUAGCCCUCCUCCACUUCCUGCUGAAAAGCCUAUUGGCAACACUUCUGGCAUCACAGCAGGCAAACCCAACAGUGGUGACCUAGUAAAAAAAGUGGAGUCAGAUCAUUCAGAACAGGCUGGAGCACCUCAGCUAGAACCUGCACUACCUCCAAGGCCUGUGAAUGGAAAAAUUGUACCAGCUCGACCUCCCCCACCUAAAGGAGUUCCUGGAAGGCCACCUCCACCAAAACUCCCUGCAACCAAGACCUCCUCCCAGAAGGAUGCUCUUUCCCGAUCCACUUCUGACAUUGCUUCUGAUAAAAGACCAAGCAAGUUCAAAUUGGGCCCCAAGAGAACAAAGAGCCAAGUAUUAAAAAAUCAAGAUCCAGCUUUACCUCCAAGACCUAAACCAGGUCACCCCCUCUACAAUAAAUACAUGCUACCUUUGUCUCAUGGAAUUGCCAAGGAAGAUUGCCUUCCCAGGAACCAUGGGGAACCAUCCUGUAAGGAUUCAAACAACCCUCCAAAAGUUGCUGACACAAGCGCACCUCAUGCUGUAGUCCUGCAUGAUUUUUCUGCAGAGCAUGCUGAUGACUUGGACCUUCGUUCUGGAGAUACAGUUUGUCUUUUGGAGAAAAUUGAUGCUGAGUGGUACAGAGGAAAAUGUGGGAAUCGCACAGGGAUAUUUCCCGCCAGCUUUGUGAAAGUAGUUAUUGAUGUUCCAGAAGAAAGCAAAAGGAAAAAAACACCCUGCUCGUCACCAUCUAUUAAGGGGCCAAGAUGCAUAGCACGAUUUGAGUAUAUUGGAGAUCACAGAGACGAACUCAGUUUUUCAGAAGGUGAAACUAUUAUCCUUAAAGAAUAUGUAAAUGAAGAGUGGGCCAAAGGAGAGCUUAGAGGCGUGUCUGGAAUUUUCCCCUUGAACUUUGUGGAAGUAAUUGAAGAUCUGCCUGGAACAGGUAUAGGAGCCGCACCGAAGAACAAGGUGGAGGUUUCUUCUUCCCUUCCUCAGAACAACAGACACUCAGUGGAGUGGUGUGAAGCACUUCAUGAUUUCACAGCAGAAACCAAAGACGAUUUAUCCUUUAGAAAGGGAGACUACAUCCAGAUACUGGAACAAGUAGAUUCAGAGUGGUACAGAGGAAGACUGAAUGACAAGGAAGGGAUUUUCCCAGCGGUGUUUGUUCAAGUCUGCUCAGCCAGAGCAGAGAUGUCACAGUCUCUAGGAGGGAAGAAAAGAAAAGCCAAAGCUCUUUAUGAUUUUCAUGGCGAAAAUGAAGAUGAGCUUUCCUUCAAGGCAGGUGAUAUCAUAACAGAGCUGGAAUCCAUAGACGAGGACUGGAUGAGUGGAGAGCUGCAAGGAAAAUCUGGGAUAUUUCCCAAGAACUUUGUUCAGAUUUUAAGAACACCAUGAAGUGUUGCCUGUCUUUGUACUCCCUAUAUGUGGGAGAGAAUGUUUUCUAGCCUGAAGGCACAAAGACAUUGACGUAUUUUGACUAUCAAUGUUUUGCACUACUUUUCUAGACAGUCAUACGAGUAUCUUCAACUGAGACAAUUUUAGUCUUUUGUGACUGUGUGUUUAGCCAUGCUUCGUGAAUGCUCUGAGAGCAAAUACAAGCACGAUUUUUAGUGGUUUCCAGCUAGGGAAAUGCUGUGGUGCAGCACCAUUUUGGUAUGUUUACUAUCUGGUAUUACAUUUGUCAUGCACAAAGUCUGCAUAAAGUAAGCUUCCAUGGGCUUCUUUUAAAACUGAUUAAAGAGUUGUUUUUAAUAUAUAACUACAGCACUCAAUAUGUAGAUAAAGCUUGAUAUUCAGGUUUCUUUACUGCUUGACUUCCACAUUAGCAGUAGAAUCCACUUGUUUUUAUGACUUAGAGGACAAGAAAGGUAACUUAUAGUAGAAAAAUAUCAGAUCUAGAACUGGUAAAAAGGAAAGCUCAAGCAAAUCUGUGUACUAUUCUCCUAUUCUUAGCCUAAGCUGCUCAUCUGGGAAGAUCAGAAAACACAAGUAUUUUGCCUCUUGACUAAUAGUAUUCAAAUUGGUAUAAACUGUACUCAACCUUUUCUCCCUUACUCUAAAUCUUUCCCAGAUAGAGCUUUAGUUGCUGAACUACCCUGUUCUUCAAGCACCACCCUGCCAUUCUGUCCCAGCAGCAAUUAGCUGUGAUGGACAGCAUUUACUUGGCUUUCUCAGCUCCCCUGGUGCAGUAGCUGCACUAUUUCAACUAUUUGUCCCUCCACCCCUUUCAUCUAAGUGGAAAGCCAGUCUUCACUCAGUCUGCAUUUCAUUUGUCACUCAAGCACUGGAACAUACUUCAGUAACACUAUUCCUCUCCUUAACAUGAAGAAUAUUAUACAGCCUUGGUUUUAGCUUUCAGCAGACGUGGGAUUAGUUUUCAGUUUGUUACCACGUACCAGCUAUACUGAGCAUCAUUAUAAAUGGUCUGUCGAGGCCUUAAGGAAAAAACGUCUGGCAAACUGGUACAUCAAGAAGCUUGAACAAAAUCAUUUAGUAAAAAGCAGCGGUGCGACUUGAACAACAGAAACUGAGACAGACGUGACUAUGGGAGCUGAGCCUUCUGGCAGUAAAUUCCUUUUUGUGACACUUGCCUUCUGACAAAGUAGUUAAACGCACCUUGAUAAGGAACUAACCUCUGCCUGGAACAGGAAAAAUAAAGUGUUGAAGCCAGCCGGUGAGGGCAGCUCUCCUCCAAAUGUGAAGUGCUGUGUAUUUAAACUUGUCGCCAUCAUACAGUUGGAGAAUGAAGAUCACAAAGCUUUAGUGAGCUGAGAACUAAAGCUUUUUACUUUCAUUUAAUUUUUACUUUCAUUAAAGGGAUUAACAUUAUAAAAAUAAAUGUAAAUCAUGCACUGUUCCAGAAGAACGGAAACACGACUGUUUCUACAUCUAUUAUUCAGUUUUGACAUCCCAAUAAGCCUAUCCUGGUCUGUGGAAUUCAACUUCGAUGUAAGUCCACCUCUGAGAGCAACUCAUCCCACUCUCUAAGUUCUCCUGCCAGGAGGUGCUAAACGUUCUUGAUUAUUCUGAUAAAGCAGCCCUUUUUUCUUUCCAGAGGACUCCGAUGAAAUGAAUACCUAAGAGAGACUGCUGACUUUUCAACCAUGAACUUUCAGUGGACGACCCUAUUAAACAGGCUUCUUGCACCAGGGCCUAUGCUAAGACAACUCCUGAAGCUCUUGCAAGCAGAGCACAAGGAGAACAGCAACAAAGCCACCCCAACAAUCACAAUAGUGAUCCUCAGAAAACGUAAUCUUUGUGAUGGUGGAUGAGGCUAAAGCGGAUGAUGCUUGCUUGCUUACUGUUUGUCUGGCAGUUUUCUAAGCUUUUGAUACAAGUCUCAAGUUAGAACAGAUUUUUUUUUUUUAAUAUUUUUUCAAUUUCCUCACCUUCGUUUCUAUAACUGUGCUAUUGACCAGUUGUUUUUCUGUUUAAAGUCAGUGCCUCCCGGUAGGUAAGACUGCUCUUCUUUCAUCAUCUCCUGGUCACGCAGGAAAGGAAGAGCAGCAAAGCCUUACAUGCAGUGCAAGGAGUGCCAUCUAAAGGCUGUUUACAUUCCUGCAGACACAAGCUAUUAAAAGUCAGAGAAAGAUGGUUGGCUUUACAGGAAGGGAUUUUCUUAAGACUUGAUGCCUACUAUCACCGUGAAACUGCAUACAGAUAAUACAAUUCCCAAGGUGUACAGUACAUAAUUUGCAGAAAAGCACGAAUGUGGUUGAGCACACAUCUUACCUGCAAUAUAGUAGCAAAUUUCAGCUGUAACCUUGGAAUUCUGCCAGAGCCCCAUAUGUUAGUGUAAUAGAAAAUGAUAAACAAGGCUUUUCUUGUUUGCCCCACCCUCUGGAACUAUCUUCAGGAAGGAGACUGUUCUGUAUACAAUUAACCAUGUGGUAAAUAAAUCUUGUUAAGUCUGGUAAGUUUGUUAUGGUACCUCUGUAAAUUAAAAAUGUAUUUAACCAAUAAAUUUUUAUAAUUAA